Arvicola amphibius (Eurasian water vole) is the source of this 2761-nucleotide messenger RNA. It is a transcript of the gene Sh3gl1, whose product is annotated as SH3 domain containing GRB2 like 1, endophilin A2. Gene Ontology annotation, cellular component: glutamatergic synapse; presynapse; cytoplasm. Gene Ontology annotation, biological process: synaptic vesicle uncoating. The record is from RefSeq and is a predicted model, not a curated record. Gene Ontology annotation, molecular function: protein binding. NCBI's taxonomy places the organism in Eukaryota, Metazoa, Chordata, Mammalia, Rodentia, Cricetidae. The transcript has 11 exons. Bases 877 to 1983 code for a protein of 368 amino acids.
AUUAAAGCAGGAAUCUGAAGGUUUCUCUUUGGAGCCUGUCCUGGAACCAGAUCUUGUAGACCAGCUUUUUAAGUUAUGGGGAUACAGGUGAUCCUCGCGGCCAGGAGAGGGCGGACCUGGAGCUGGAGUUACCGGAGGUUGUGAUGUGGGUGCUGGGAACCGAACUCCGGUUGUCGGGCAGGACAACAAGCCAUGGAUCCCUCUAGCCCCUAAGAGAUUUUAUUUUACUUUACUUUUUCUUGUUUCCAUUUUAUUCUCUAUUUUAUUUAUUAUGAGUUCCCGCGGGCCAGGAUAGCCGUGAACUUUGACAGAAUCUUUCCUUAGGAGCUCGGCGAGAUGGCUGUGGGUAAAGAGCUUACAGCUGAGCUUGGAGAUAUGAGUUCGAUUCCGGCGACUUAAAUGGUGGAAGGCGAGACCCGACUACUGACUGCAGCGGUCCUCUGACCUCCACAUGGGCUCCACGGCACGCGAACUGACUUUGACAUUACAGCGAUCUCCUUGGCUGCAGAGGGAGCCGCCUCUGGCCUCUCUAGGCUCCCCCUCUUUCGUUGGUGUGGGCGGGUUUUCGCCUACCUUCCAGCCGCAAUGCGUUCUCCGGCCUGCAGGGGGCGCGCGCCCACAGAGAGGCGGAGCGCGGGCGCGCGCGCGCGGAUUCCGGGGGUCGGGGGUGAGACGAGGUGGGGGCGGCACCGGAAGUAUGCGGUUGCCAUGUAAUAUUCCGGCCGCGCGUGCGCACUAGCGGGCUGAGGCGUCUCCGGGGCGGGCGCGUAGAGCUGGCGAAGUGCUUUGGCGGAGGCAGCGCGGAGGAAGGCGGUCGGUUCGGCGGCACCGGCGGAAACCUGAGUCCGGGCGGGACGACCGACGGAGGGAGGCGGCAUGUCGGUGGCGGGGCUAAAGAAGCAGUUCUACAAGGCGAGCCAGCUGGUCAGCGAGAAGGUUGGCGGGGCCGAGGGCACCAAGCUGGACGAUGACUUCAAAGAGAUGGAAAAGAAGGUGGAUGUCACCAGCAAGGCCGUGGCAGAGGUGCUGGUCAGAACCAUCGAGUACCUGCAGCCCAACCCAGCCUCACGGGCUAAGCUGACAAUGCUGAACACUGUAUCGAAGAUCCGGGGCCAAGUGAAGAACCCUGGCUACCCACAGUCAGAGGGGCUGCUGGGCGAGUGCAUGGUCCGCCACGGCAAGGAACUGGGCGGAGAGUCCAAUUUUGGUGAUGCCCUGCUAGAUGCAGGCGAGUCCAUGAAGCGCCUGGCUGAGGUGAAGGACUCACUGGACAUCGAAGUCAAGCAGAAUUUCAUCGACCCGCUGCAGAAUCUGUGUGACAAGGACCUGAAGGAGAUCCAGCACCACCUGAAGAAACUGGAGGGCCGCCGCCUGGACUUUGACUACAAGAAGAAACGACAGGGCAAGAUUCCUGAUGAGGAGCUGCGGCAGGCCCUGGAGAAGUUUGAGGAGUCCAAGGAGGUGGCAGAGACCAGCAUGCACAACCUCCUGGAGACUGAUAUUGAGCAGGUGAGUCAGCUCUCAGCCCUGGUGGACGCCCAGCUGGACUACCAUCGGCAGGCAGUGCAGAUCCUGGAGGAGCUGGCAGACAAGCUGAAGCGUCGGGUGCAGGAAGCCUCCUCGCGCCCAAGGAGGGAGUUCAAGCCCCGGCCGCGGGAGCCCUUCGACCUUGGAGAGCCAGAGCAGCCCAAUGGGGGAUUCCCCUCCGCCCCAGCACCCAAGAUCACAGCUUCCUCGUCAUUCAGAUCAGCAGACAAGCCUGCCAGGACCCCCAGCAGGAGUAUGCCACCCCUGGACCAGCCAAGCUGCAAGGCACUAUAUGACUUUGAGCCUGAGAAUGACGGUGAACUGGGCUUCCGCGAGGGCGACCUCAUCACACUCACCAACCAGAUCGAUGAGAACUGGUACGAGGGGAUGCUGCACGGCCAGUCGGGCUUCUUCCCGCUCAGCUAUGUGCAGGUGCUGGUGCCCCUGCCUCAGUGACGCGCCUGCACCCUGACUCCCUGCACGUUGUGGCAGCAGUCUAACGCCAAGGUGCUCUCGAAACACUAACGUUCCUCCAGGGGACCCUCCUCCUCACUCUCCCAGCCCUGGGCCCCCAUCCUAAGACUUGGGAAGGCCCACCCUGAGGUCCUAUUGCCUUCCUGAUGGUGGCAGCUCCCACCUGUUUCAAACCCUCCCAGCCCGUUGCUGGUGAUGGGCCCUGGCCCCUUCUCCAGGCUCCCCAGAAGCAGGCGGGCCCUUGGAGUCCCCAUCCUGCAAGCUGAGGCUGGCCAGUACCCCAACUUGACACAGAAAUGCUUAGCACCAGCUAUACAUGCAGAAGUGCACACAGCACACAUGUGCAUACCUCCCACGGGACCACAGAACCAGCCUCAGCCCUGCCGAAGGCCAAGCACAAAGGCCCCGAAGAGAAGACAUUCCCAGGUCCCUGGCACUUUCCUUUGAGACAGCUCCAUUGCUACCUGUCCAUGUGACUCUGCACCUGUAGGCUACCACAGGCAGCUGGCAGGUCCAUUCUCCGACCAGCAGGCCUGCCAUAGCCCAGCUCUGCAUCGUACCCUGCCAGGUGCCAGCAAGUGAGGCCUCCAGCUUGGGCUCAGUCACAUUACUCUCUACAGUGUUCCCACAACCUAUGGCUCAUCCCUGACAUGUGGGGCCACCUCCACAUCCCCAGUGGGCAACAAUGUCCCGCUCCAGCCCGGGCUGAAGUGAACUCUACUCCUGAUUUUUUAAAAAGUAUUAAAUGUCUCUUUCUACA